CUCGACAAGAAAUGAGUUGGACAGGCCUGCUCGACUUAGAUACGGCGGCCGAGUAUUUUUGCCACCUCCGCUGAUCGGCGCGACUUCUUAUCGCAUGGGAAACACGCCGGAGUUUGUUCACAUGAGUGACAGGGCGACCGUCAGUCAAACAAGCUCAAGUGCGCCUGAGCCGCGGCAGCCCGUCGCUUCAUCACGCUCGGACGCCCGGGCGGGCAGAUACGCGGGCGGGAUUGACAGCCGGUAGUUGCCGUGCCUUAUCGUGGUCCAAACGGGUCACUCGAUUGGCAUCGUGCCGCCACACGUGACCUCACAACUUUUCAGUCCACCGAAAUACUCCCGAACGGCAAUCUCAAUAGUCGCAGCUGUCGCCAAGGACUUCCUAAUUCCUCUUGAAAUCCAGCGAAAGUCAGAUCACCUAUUCAGAAGCUGCGGGAAUCCCACCGAUAAAGUGCCCUCCGUGCUGUGGCAUUUGCAUCCAACUUUACAGAAGUGACCUAGCUAGCUAGCUACUCUUCAGUCACCCGAAAUACGCCCAAAAACCACGUCAGCGAAGUUCUUUCAAAUCCACUGGAACGCGACCAACAAGUGGCCGAACACGUCAAAUCCACCGUUGUCAAUCGCUCCGUCAAAGUAAGGUCACGACUCCUUGAUGUGCUCCAAUUCUUCCUCCAAGUUACCAAACUCCUCUGAAUCGACCGGAAGACUGCCAUCCAGUCAUCCAAACGCUCCUCCAAAUACUUCUUCCAAGUUAGCCAAAAUAAAUGGGGUCAAAAAGUCGCACAGAACCGACGUGCACCGAAUGAUUUCCCAAAGUCGAGGCUACUUCGAGGUUCGGCCGGCGUCCGGGAUUGAAUUUGCGGGUGUGGCGCGCGAGCACCGGAAACGGAACGUCUUUUCGUGGCGGCGCUUGGGGCGCUUGGGGCGCGGGAAUGAAACGGUGCCUGUGCCUGUGCCUGUACCUGCGCAUCACUUCAGAGUUCCUGGACAUCUGGGACGUGGACCUGAUGAAGAAACGAGAGCAGGGCAACACGAUUGCGCACCACACGGCCGCCUACCAGAGCAACUAUCUGAUCGUCCGCCGAGGGCAAGAGUUCCAGCUGGAGAUCGCCUUCGACCGCCCCUACCAGCCCAACAAGGACAAGUUUGCCGUGGAGUUUGUCAUCGGUUCCAAUCCUCAGUACAGCAAGAACACGUACGUUCCCGUCUUCCCCGGCCAGGGCCCGCGGGGCUCGUGGCUGGGCCGCGUCAUCCAGACCUCGGACAACGUGGUGCGCAUGGGCGUCACGCCCGCCGCCAACUGCAUCGUGGGCAAGUACCAGAUGUACGUGGCCGUGGCCACCCCGUACGGCGUCCGCAGGACCAAGCCGGACAAGAGCCGCGCCCUCUAUGUCAUCUUCAACCCCUGGCUGGCGGCUGACGCCGUGUUUCUGGACGACGCCGUCGAGCGGGACGAGUGCGUGACGACGGAGACGGGGAUCAUCUACCACGGCUCCCAUGACGACGUCGCCGAGCGACACUGGAACUACGGCCAGUUCAACUACGGCGUUCUGGACGCGUGCCUGUACAUCCUGGACAGGUGCGAGAUGCCCCUGGUCAACCGAGGGGACCCCAUCAAGGUGGCCAGAAGGGCUUCCGCCAUGCUCGACUCUCGCGACGACGACGGCGUGCUGGUGGGCAACUGGAGCGGCGACUACACCUACGGCGUGGCGCCCACGGCCUGGACGGGCAGCACCGAAAUCCUCCUCACCUACGCCAGCAGCAAGAUGCCCGUGUGCUACGCGCAGUGCUGGGUCUACGCCGCCGUCUUCAACACCUUCCUGCGCUGCCUGGGGAUACCGUCGCGAGUCGUCACCAACUACUACUCGGCCCACGACAACGACGGCAACCUGAAGUCGGACAUCAUCCUGGAUGACAACGGCCGGGUAGAUCGCAGCCGCACCAGGGACUCCAUCUGGAACUAUCACUGCUGGAACGAGUGCUACAUGUCCAGACCGGACCUCCCGCCUGGCUUCGGGGGCUGGCAGGUCGUGGAUGCCACACCGCAGGAGACCAGCGACGGCUUGUACAGAUGCGGCCCGGCGUCCGUCCGCGCCAUCAAACACGGCGAAGUCUGCUUCCCCUUUGAUGCCGCCUUUGUCUUUGCGGAGGUGAACAGCGACGUGGUGUUUUAUUCCCGGGGGAAGGAUGGCAGCAUGGAGCCGGUCAGGGUGAAUCGCAGCCACGUCGGCCGCAUGGUUUUGACCAAAGCUCCCGGUGGGUUGACUCGCCGCGACGUCACCGAUCAGUACAAGUUCCCCGAAGGCAGCGCCGAGGAGCGCACCGUCCUGGAGAAAGCGGAGGCGUACAGCUGCAAAAGAGAGAAGGCGGAGCUGCCCCCGGGGGACGUCGACUUGGUCCUGUCCUACGUGCAGGCCGGCGUCGGCGAUGACUUUGAGUUGACUCUGAAGUUCGUCAAUCGCAGCGGCGCUCGGCGUACGGUGGAGGCGUACGUCAGCGGCAGCGUGGUCUACUACACCGGCCUCGUCAGCUCCGAGUUCCUCUUCGCGACCCCCUCGGUCAAGAUGGAGCCGGCCGGAUUCGCCAAAGAGUCUGUGAGCGUCGAGGCCGAGCGCUACAUGAAGGCGCUGGUGGAGCAGUCCAACCUGCACUUCAUCGUCACGGGGAAGGUCACCGAGACGGGACAGAUCAUCAGCGCCAUGAAACUCAUCCGCCUGCACGGUCCCGCGCUCACCGUCAAGGUGAGCGGCCGCGCCAAAGUCAGCGAGGAGAUGAUGGCCACGGUGGAGUUCACCAACCCCCUCGGCACCAGCCUGGAGGAGGUCUACGUUCGCAUGGAAGGAGCCGGACUCAUGCUUCCCAAGUCCAAAUACUUCAGGCUCAUCACCGGAGGCGCGUCUCUGAUCUGGAGCGAGUUCUUCACCCCGCAGAGGGCGGGAACCAGCAGGCUGAUCGCCACCCUGGACUGUCCCGCUCUCAGGCAGGUGCACGGCCAGGUCACGCUCACCGUUGAGGCCUGAGGAAACGUGCGGCUCCCUGCUGUGUUCGCCACGCGCUGCCGUUGUGAGUUGGCGAAAUAAAUUUGCCACCGGCGGCCAACC
Messenger RNA from Hippocampus comes (tiger tail seahorse), 3098 nucleotides. RefSeq names its product coagulation factor XIII, A1 polypeptide b (gene f13a1b). Gene Ontology annotation, molecular function: protein-glutamine gamma-glutamyltransferase activity. The record is from RefSeq and is a predicted model, not a curated record. The coding region runs from base 930 to 3017 and encodes 695 amino acids. Gene Ontology annotation, biological process: blood coagulation, fibrin clot formation; peptide cross-linking. NCBI's taxonomy places the organism in Eukaryota, Metazoa, Chordata, Actinopteri, Syngnathiformes, Syngnathidae. The transcript has 13 exons.